AUGAACGUGGAGGCUACGUUCGAGAUUCGGCUUCUUGCUUCGCUUCUUAUAUUGAUUCCAGCUAUCACUGGGCUUGGAUUACACACUCUUCUUGCCAUUACACUCUACAGAGGCUGGAAGAAGUUCAGCAAUAUCAGUUUCUAUGUGAUUACAGUACAACUGCAGUGGUGCGAUGUUUGCGCUUUACUUCUCGACCUUUACAUUGCCUUUCCUCUUUCUCUCACUGGAAAUCAGUACAUGGGCGAUAGCAUAGCCUUAUACUACGCUCCGCUAUUUUUUGAGAGCAUAGCAUUCAACGCGCUAUUUCUGCUAUCGUUUUUAAUGAGCUUCAACCGAUUCCUUCUUUUUAUUAUUCCUCGAGUACACAACGAAUUGUUCACUUAUUGGGGGACGAGGAUGUGA
This is a messenger RNA of Cooperia oncophora, 402 nucleotides long. NCBI's taxonomy places the organism in Eukaryota, Metazoa, Nematoda, Chromadorea, Rhabditida, Trichostrongylidae. The record is from the annotation of a GenBank genome assembly.